Porites evermanni is the source of this 8607-nucleotide messenger RNA. The record is from the annotation of a GenBank genome assembly. Lineage: Eukaryota; Metazoa; Cnidaria; Anthozoa; Scleractinia; Poritidae.
AUGUCCUGGAACACUCCGAGUUCUGGAGGUUUCCAAGCAAUGGCGCCUUCCGGGGCUCAACCGUGUAUGAGCCAUGAACAGCUUUUGAGUAACAGAGACGGUAAGCUAAGCUUGCAUCGUCUUGAAGAUUUUUUUGGUUCAAGAUGACCUUUCUUCUUGUCUUCGGGCCAGCGAGAUGUUAAUUACUUAUCUGUAGAGUUAAAUCUCCGAGUUAUUGUUUCGUUAAGUAGUGAGCGAGUGAAUUUUUCUUGUAUUGUAGCUCUAGAAAGAAAGCUUUCGCAAAGAAGACCUCGACAAGAACUUGUGAGCAUAGGAAUAAUGCCAGGUUUGUAUCUGGGGUCUUGCCAUUAAGUGAUCCAUCCUCGAUCCUUCUUGUAACAUCUUUUUUUAUUUUGUCUUUUUUAGCGGUUAGUGCUGCACCGGCAAUACUCUCCCAGAGGACAAAACUCGAAAGAGCCAAGGCAAGUUUCGGACUCGUGUUGUGUUUGUUGGUCCUUGAAUUGAGGUCCCUUCAAUAUAGUUGGGAGAGCGAAUAAAUAAAUGAAAAGAUAGGCAGAAAACAUUUAUAACAUGCCAUUUGUUUUUAUUAAUUUGUCUUUCAGACUGGUGAUAUUCUACAAAAGAAAAUACGGGCAAGACCAAACCGCGCUCAGCUGAUUCAAAAGCAUAUUCUAUAUGGUAUGUACUUUAAUAUUAUUAUUGUCCUGUCAAGCUCGAUCACCUUUCAGGAGUGGAGUUAUGUUCGCGUGAUUUGACAGUGUGAAUUGAAACUAAGGAUUCAUACAGAGUAUUGUAUGGCAAAUGUUUUCGACUCUUUCAGCAAAUUUAAAGUUGUCACAAGCCGAAUAUCUUGUCAUAUUGUCAGUUUUAAACGGUCGGCUUGUUCAGAACAACUGUUUGUUUGUGUCGAGAAUUCCUUCAGUUCAUAUAUUUUUUCACAAUAAGUGUGUCCACUCACAAAAAAGAACAUAGCCUGAUAACUUCCAUGUGUUACUGUAUCUAAAGAACUUUGUUCUGUGAGCUAGAUUUAAUUUCUCGGGUAACGGUUCAUGAAAAAUGUUUCGAUCGGGUGCUAUGUGGGUUGUGCAACUUUCGUUUUCUGUUUUUUCACCUCACGAUACCCAUCAGUACUAGUGUUUUAGCUGUCAUAAUUCUUUCUGUUACAUCUGCUCACUCUAGUUUGCUGCAUCAAAGAAAACACGGAUAGGAUUUGGUGUCUUUUUCGCCUUCACUGUUUCUUUGACGUGCUUGAAAGCAAGAGUAAGAAAUUGACACCUUUACUGUCGAUAUCAUUCAGCGCGUUGGAAUUUUUAUUUUUUUGUGGUAAAUUUGUCUGUAGAUAAAACCAAAGUUUUCUGAAGCAGAAAGAGAUUAUGUAAACUCACUCUUUUUCAUUGACCUUUGAAGAGUAUUUGCGCAACUUUUACUUCCACGAAUUCCAAAUUAAUAGAGUUAAUCCGAGAAAGUAUCUUUUAUUGACCUUACCACAUUCUAAGUACGUGCGAAUCUUUUGUUCUUCUCUGACUUCUCUCUGUUGUCGUUUUUCCAAGUAUGAGCUCUGUUAAACCUAUGGAUUAUCUUGUUUGAGAGACAGAAUUUGUUAAAGAUAGCUAAAAAACCAAUCCAUUUAUAUAUAAAACAAAGGCAAAAGAUUUAUUAUGACUGUUUUUUGUUGGUCAUAUUUCAAUUUUUGAUAAUGUCAGUUAUGCCUUUUGACUCUUAGUCUUUAUCAAAAGGCAUAAUUAUACAACCCACCUUUUAAUUUCACAAUUAUUGUUCCAUUCAUUCAGUUGCAGUUUAUCUACAUCUGACUCUUUAUUAAAUUACAACCUCUUAAUGAUAUUAUUGUUGACCAAUGCAACUGUGAUGAAAAAAUGAACUUUAAGAAGAAAGUAGUUUCAGCAAAGCCUGAUGUAAUUGGGUGACCUGUUUGGAUUUGUUUGUGAUGUUGGCCGUCACAUUUUAAAUGGUUUAAACUUCAACAAAAACUGAAGAAAAACCUCAAAAGCGACCCAUCCUACCGUCUUUUGAAGAAGGCACUGAAAAAAGUGCCAAUGAUAGCUUGAGAGACAUCUUUAUUCAAUGGAUAUACAGACACACACUAGCUACACAGAGAAAGAGAUUUGCAAUCACAUUUUGGAAGGGAAAAAACUCAUCAAAAGGUUGAAACUUCAACAAAAAGUGAAGAAAAACCCCAAAAGGUACUCGUCAUAGCAUCUUUUGAAGGAGACGAUGAAAAAGUGUAGUACGCUAGCUUCAAACACCUCUUUAUUUAAUGGCUGCCCUCGCUUAAUAUGCUUUAUCAUUACUACGUUAAUAAUUGAUAGUGUUUAUUUUGACGACAUAAAACCAGGGGGGGGUACUCUCUUGCAUUAACCUUAUAGAUAUUUCUCUGAAAUCGUGUCAAGAUUAGGAGAGCUGGACGACGCACCCCCACUACGACUUCCCAGAAAUCCCCCCCGCAAAGAAAAUGAAUGUAUUUUAUAAUAGAAUCUGGUUUUCACUAGAUCAUAAGCGGAAUGUAAGUGAUGGAGUCAUAAGCAGAAUUGAAAUGCUGUUUCACUUGAUCAUAAGCUCUACACUUCUGAUUACGACUCCAACUCUGUCGCUAGUGAAAACCAGCCUUUAGAAUAUACUUGUGCCACCAGUACAUAAAAAUAUGCCAUUUUUCUUCAGAAACACCUGUGGAUCCAUCUUUGGUUGACAAACAGAUGAGAUUGAAAAGGAAAAAGUUGGAAGAUAACCUCAAUGACAAGUUAUCAUUUAGACCUGGACCACUAGAACUUGUGAAACAGAAUAUUUUAGAAGCAGGCACUGAAAUGAGCCAUGCCGUGCAAGAAGGAACGGUGCCUUUUACUGAAACCACUUCAAAUUAUAGAGAACCUAUUUCACCGGAAAGUGUUGACUCACCUGAACCAUCUCCUGACUCAAGCAACAUUGCAUCACCACCAAGCGUUUCAUCAUCGCAUAGUUUUGCAUCGUCUCCAGGAUCAACAUGUAUAACGUCCACAGUGCAGGCUCUUGCUUCACUGCAAGCGCAAACCCGCAAGCAUUCUCUGGAACAACAAGAACAGCAACAGCAGCAACAUCAGAUGUUUUUACAACAGCAAAAUGGCCAGCAGCAAGUGUUGCCUUCACAGCUUCCAGUGUCUUCCACUGGAACAAAAAAGGAAGCCAGGUCUCGCAAGAAAACUGCCAAACCAAAAGUUAAGAAGUACAAAUAUCAUGAGUAUAGGCCCCCUAAUGGUGAGGUGCAGAAAUCUGAAUUACCAUCAGACUCACCAUAUGGUUUACUUUUACAACAGCAGCAGCUUUACCUUCAGCUUCAGGUGUUGUUUCAAAAUUAUCCGCAUCAUUGCAUGUUGCCUUCUAUUCCAGAGAAUGCAAAAGUUAGCUCAAAUGGUGGUAAGAACAAUAACUCAAAUGCAGAGAAACCUGUAAAAAUUGAGGAGAUGAGAGUUGUUGAUAUGAGAAGGGCUCUAAAGGAACGUGGACUUCCAGUGUUUGGCUCAAAAACUGAUUUAAUUAAGCGGCUUCAAGAGAUUGGGGCCUUUCCACCUCCUGAGCCAAAUGCAAGCACCACAAUAUCACCUCCUGUAGUGUCUACACAGGCACAAGUAACAACAUCAGCCCCAAUUUCUUCCAGUGUUCCAGCUCUCCCAACAAAUUCAGUCCAUCCACCCUUGCAUAGAUCAAAUUCUCUACCAUUACAGACUCCAAAUUUGAAUACCGUGCAGCAGCUGCAGAUGCAGAUCUUAGCAAAUAACCAGAGUUUACAACAACUGAAAGUCCCGCCUGAGGUCCAGCAGCAACUGCAGCAACUCCAGUAUCUGAACUUGCAGCUACAGCUGCAGCACUUGAACAUCCAGCAGCAACAGAAUAUCCAGCCAAAGCUGAUGGAUACUCCAGUUACUUGUCAGACUGCAAGUGUGAAAACGGAGACUCUUACCAACAACACCUGUACAUUUCAGGGUAGUCCUGUCAAUCAGAGCCAAACUUCAGAGCAGAAGCCAGUGCCAUUUGCUGUAAAGCGAGAAUGCCAGACUGUGCAGAUGUCACCCAGAAAUCCUCAUCAGCAACAGCUGGCUAAAACGCAAACACAAGUUAAGCAACAACAGGUUGACCAAGUUAAUCAGGCUUUGGUACAUUUGCACGAACAAGCUCAGUCACUGGAUAGUAUAGACUCAAACGCAAGCAGUGUUGAGAGCCAGGUUCUGUCGUGGGACCAGCAACAUCCACUGUUUGAUGGAGAGAGUGAAUCAUAUCCAUCACCUGGUUCUCAGCUUUCAGACAUGUCAAAUUUAUCCCCCUUGCCAGCAGAUAACCUUUCUCAUAGCAUGGAUUCAUCACACAGCAGCAGUGUUUUCCAUGGAAAUGCAAAGCCUGACAAUCAUCUCAUUCCAGGAUCCUAUCCUGAGAGGUCUUCUGAUGAAUACCUCUCAAUGGUUCCACAAAGAAAACCCAGGUCCUUGUCUGAGCCUCAAUUUCCUGUUUCCACUCACAGGCGGACCUCAUCAUUUCCAUCAAUCCCUUUUGCUACCCCACCACCAAGUUAUGAAGCCGCUGUGGCGGCCCAGUCACAAAAGCAGUUUCAGAAUGUCAGUUUUGGAAGCCAGAUGGUUGGUGGCUUUCCCAUCAUGAACAGUGUGAGUCCAAAGCAGGAUGACAUGGAUUUCCAUCUUGAUUCUGUUAUUCAGGACAAGGAAUUAAGUCAAGAACUACAGAAGGUAUCUUAGAUUGAGAGCUGUUCAGUGAGCCUCAUUUAGUCAUACACAAAAAGUGAUUUGACUUUUAUGAAUAGACUGUUCCGUCAUUUCUAUGAGUAAAGGCAGAAACUUGAGGCUUGGGGGGUGACAAAUUUCAUUGAUUUGACUCCCAGUAACUAUGUUUGAUUGAUGUUAAAGCAAUGUGUUGCUAUUGAGAAAGAGUACAAACAGAAUGUCAUUUAGCACGGUACAACUCCGAGAAGCAAUAAGGGACAAUAUUGUUAUCGACACUUUAAGCAGGGAUGGUACUCAGAUUAUACUGCUAUUACUAGGUGGGGAAGUAAACAGCUAGGAAGUUCUUUUGGUUGUGUUUUCCGUUAGCUUCCUAUGAAAGUAGCUGGGGGAAAUCAGAGGCAAACCUGCUUCAAGAAUAUGGGGUACUUACCACUCACAUUGUAAAACCGGAAAUUCUGGUUGGAAAAUCAAAUGGUUCAUGACAUUCUGUUUUUGAAGGUUCAGAAAAUGUGGGCUGUGAUUUGAGACGAUGCAAUUUUCUUAGUCUGUUUAGUCUGUUCAACAAAUUUGGAUAUACUUUGUAAUGGUUUGUCCUCCCACCAUAUAAAAUUUUAUAUGUUUAUGCACAAGAUUUCCACUCAGGUGGUUUGUGUAAAAUGUUAAGCACCUCAGAACUCACAGAACUUUACACUUUUGUAGUUUUAAGUUGAUCUGUUUCUUGCAGGCUAUGAUGAAGAAUUUUGCUUCACUUAAUCAUGAUGACAUACUGGAAAUACUUGGAGGUAAGUAUCAAUGAACUGGUGUCAUGUCCCUGGUUAUAGAACCUAUUUCAUUCUUUUAGAUAAUGUAGCAAGCCUCUACAUGAUAUUUUUAACCCACUGAUAUUGAUGUGUGGUAAUAUAGUAUCUUGGGAGACCUCUGGCCCUUUCCGGCAAGAUAUUUAACUGCCUUUUAGAUAGUUGUGAAUGAAAAUGCUCCGAACUAUUCACUAUUUUCACAUAGACUAUAAUGCUUCUUGUUUAGUAACCCCUCCAAAAUUUUGCAUAAACAUUGUCUUCAAUUUCUCUUGAGACUACUGUAAAUACCUCAGAGAAAUAGAGAGGAGAAAUGUGAUGUCAGGUUACCAUGGUAGCAAAAUUUCUGGAUCACAACAAUAUGGUGCUUAAGCAACAUCGACGGUGACGGCAAGAAGAACAUCGAGAGAGCAAUAGGUUUAUAUUAGCAAAACAAAAACUUUGAACAUGCAUCACGGUUUUUUGUACAUUUCCUAGUUGACAUUGCAUGAUUCCUAAUGUCACGCGCCCUCUUUUUGGAGUAGGUGAACACAAGGCAAAAAAAUUUUUCUUUCAGACUCAACCCCAGAAAAUUUUGCGAACAUUUCCACAAAUUAAAUGAAAUUGAAUAAGACAGAUAAAGUUUGAAACAGUGCGAAUUCCCUUUUUAAGUGAUGUUUGCGGUUUGUUGUCAUUGAAAAAUUUGCUACCAUGGUAACAUGACAUAACCAUUGCUUCCAAUAGAGAGGAGAAGUCGUUAUGCAGUAUUUUUUUUUUGGGGGGGGGGUGGGGGUAAACAAGGUGCAUUAUGGUCUCUGUGAAAAUGGUUGGAGUGAUUUGAAGGUCCAAGCAAUUUCAAACCAAGAGACAAGAAGGCCUCAAAUUUAACAUAGAUGCUUACUGUCCCCAACUUUUUUGAUAAAUGUUGGUCUGUAAGUGCCGCGGAUGGUUAUUGCAGCAUGUUUCUCAGUUAUCAAUACUUUUUUUGGCGUAAGUCACAGCAUGCAAAGAAAGUCUCGUCUGAUAGCCCGAGGCUAGUGGACUUUGCUUUCAGGCUAUCUUAACUUGCCUGAUCAACAAGCGAAGUUUUCUGAAAUUCAAAUUACAGAAAAUUUGUAAUCAUUAUCCUGCUCAUCAAAAAAAUUUUUCAUGUUAGUUAAAAUGGCUCUUUGGCUAGUACAUUCUAGCUACAGCUUGUAAAACUGACUUCUUUUUCACCCUGUGUCACCUUUUUAGAAGUUAUUGUUUGACACUGGACACAGGAGCCCCUUAAUUUCUUUGCUGCCUACUUUUUUGAGCAAUUCUAAGCUUUUAUUAGAGACCUUUAGAUUCGAGGGCGAGAACGACUACGAGUACGAGAUUUGAUUUGAAGUUUUUUCGCGUAUUGUCAAAAAAUAGAUACCACGGAAUUCUUCAUUGUACUUUUUUUCACCAGAAAAGUUAAUUGAAGGAGGUUGAGCUCUCUCCAGAUUGCAAAAUGGUAAAACUUCUAACAUUUGAUAACUUGUGUCCGCCACUACGACACUCUCGCUAAAACUCGAAGUAGAAUGACGACGGCUACCACGUUUUCCCGCCCAAAAUAACGCUGCCCCAUGCGCGAGCAAUACUUGCUAUUGAGAAAAUCUCGUACUCGUAGUCGUUCUCGUCUUAGAAUCUAAAGGUCUCUAUUAUUGUUUAUGAAGACCAGAAGGAUCAGUAUGCAAAAAAAUAGAGUUCAGUUCCCAGUGGACCACUUUGCCCCUCCAACAUGUCUACUAUCCCUUUGUUUGCCCCUCUAACAUGGCUACUGCAACAAAGUGAACAGACUCUGUAGGGUGACCUAGUUGAAGCUUACAUUCAUGUCCUUAAAAUUCUUCAUAGAGCCUUGUAGUCAGUUCCCAACAACUGCAGUAACAAAUUCUUUUGCUGGAAUAAUGACUCCUUCACUAACAACAUCUGGAAAUCAACCACCAAUGAGCAAGUCGCCAAGCUAUGGAUCUUACCUAAGCCAACGCUUUGUUCCUCCAAGUCAAAACUCCCCGGGAAGGAUGUCACGAAGCUGUGAUGAUGUAAGCCAGUUGUCGGUUAACAACAAAUUUCCUUUUCAAGCAGAAAAUGGUGCAAUGUGUGACUUUGAUAACUUUCUUACAAGUCCAUUGUCGCCCAUGAAAAUUGACUCUUGUGACACAGAUGAUAGCCCAGGUUUACUGUUUAACUCAUCAAACUCCAUACCCAUCCCAUCCUCGAAUGGUAUUGUUGGAAAGACAGACACUUUGAGCUGGCUCGACUUAAGCAUGUCACCCACAGCUCAGCAGAGUAUUCCACAUGCCAAUGUUGAACUUACAUCAAUACAUAACAACAAUCAUAAAGGGACUCCGCCAUUAAAUUUGUAUGAUGACCAUGAACAUACGCCAUUGUCACUGUUUGACUUAGAAACACCUACUGCACUUCAUCCUCCGAGUGACUUUGGUGAAGCAAUGGAUUACUGCAUCUAGGUUGUAUUCCAUUAGUUUGUGUAUAAUAAUGAACAUAAUACCAGUAUCACUAUAAGUGAUCAUACAUUAUUUGUGUAAAUAAUAGUAAACAACUUGUUAAUAAUAUUAAAAUUAUUAAUUGUUAGAACAGUCAGUAAAAUUUAUUUUAUUGGUUACUCUAACGGUUUUACUAUAGAGAUAUUAAUAGAUGUUAACAUCUGUCUAUUGUGGUAUAAUAUUGUACAGAAAAAAAAAAAACAGAAACAAGUUCCUGUAAGGACAUUAUAGGCAUUAAGCAGGCAAGAGUCAGUCCUCCAAUUUUUUUUUUGUAUCAGAAAUCCUUGUGCAAUUUGCAGACAGCAGACAAAAUUACUCUCAGAAUAGGCAGCAUAAACCUAAACAACAAAAUGGAAUUUAAUAUUAGUUUUAUUUCGUGAUAUACUUGUGGCUAAUCACCACAUCAAUAUUUUCUAUUUGUUUUGAUGAAUAAAUAACAACAACAAUUAUUGUUGUUCCACAACAGGGUAUUGCCAUUAAUAAGUAAUAUUGGUAAAGAUGGUAGAUUCUGGCAGGGUUUGUGAUUUUCUGAGAACAAUUUAAUAGUAUUUCUAAACAGACUGACCUCUCUGGCAGUGCCACCAAUAACUUCCAUGUAAAUGG